AUGACACAUCCUGUGAUAUCCUUUAAACCUAGUUAUAAUUCGGUGAUACGAGGCUGCCCAGGUUUACCAGAUACCCUCCCGCGCAUUGAAUGUGAACUAAGAAUAAGAUCAAGUGAUGGUAAGCCAUUCAGAAUAGAUAAGAUAGAAGUAUGCCUUAAAACUGUAGAAACUUUGAACUCAGGCCUUUCAUUUGGCUCCAAAUCGAAAUUUGAGAAAAUCCAAACCCAUUAUAGAAAGAAUAUUAUGAUCUCCGAAAAGCUAAUAUUGGGAAUUGAUAUUCCAUUAACAAUUGCCCUACCAGAUGAUGUAAAAGAAACAAACUUUAAUCCGCGAUUUGGAAAAACGAUUACAUUGUUCGAAUGUAAUGUUCAUUACACCUUACCUUCGUCCUCAAAUUUUUCAGAUGGAACCAAUAUCCGGUCAUUUAUGCAACCAGUAAAUGUAGAACGGUACACAUAUUUAGCAACUAAGCGUUUAUAUCCACCAAUUACGAAGCAGGCCUAUUCUGCGGAUAAAAAAUUUAUAGUGAAUUAUACAAUUCAUAAUCCAUGUAUAACGUCAGAUGAUCUUUUACAUGUCACUAUUGACAUCAAACCAAAUUUAAGUGGAACAAUAUCAACUAACCAACGUGGAUUAUUUAGUAAGAAAGUUAAACUUAAAAAUUUGUCAUAUGAUAUAAAAGAAAUAUUAGAAGUUCAAGAUAGUCACAUGAUAGAUUCCAGAGAGCAUAUAUUGCAUUCUACUAUACAAAAUGUAGGCCAAGUACUUGAUAAUACAGGGAUAAAAUUGAAAUCAGAUAUUAGAAUAUGCACUAAGAACGAGUAUUUUAGACAAUUUGAAUCAUGUAUGCAAGAACCUUCAUUUUUAUACAAAUUACCUGAAAGAGAAACUAAAUACUAUAAAGGUAAAGAAAGAACAGGGUUUUUAGUUGAAGAAACAAAAACUAAGCUUAUUAGUAAUAAAAGUGACUCAUUGAUUCCAUUUCAAUAUCAUACUGCAAUAACUACAUUUGGCAAAUUAUUUUCUAUAGAUUAUGUGCUCUAUAUGAGGUUUAAAAUAAGCAACGGUAAAGAUUUUGAAUUAAAACAUCGAAUUGAUAUUUCACCAUGGCCACUAGUUCAAAUAAAGUAUAUUGAGCAGAUAAUUGAUGAAGAGCGUGAGACUGCUAGAUAUGCCAAACAAUUUUAUGAAAAUUUUGGUGGUAUAAAAAGAAAUAAGAUUUCUGGGGAUUUAGAAUAUCCAUCGCUCCCACCUGUAAUAUAUUUUUAUGACGAGGAAAAUUUGAAAAAGUUGAACAUUUUCUUUGAUAGAAGUCAUAAAACCCCCCGUAGAAUUCCCAUCAUUGAAUAA
This is a messenger RNA of Henningerozyma blattae CBS 6284, 1350 nucleotides long. It is a transcript of the gene RGL1, whose product is annotated as Rgl1p. Gene Ontology annotation, cellular component: division septum. The coding region runs from base 1 to 1350 and encodes 449 amino acids. Gene Ontology annotation, biological process: division septum assembly. The transcript has a single exon. Lineage: Eukaryota; Fungi; Ascomycota; Saccharomycetes; Saccharomycetales; Saccharomycetaceae. The record is from RefSeq and is a predicted model, not a curated record.